AUGUACAACACCAUUCACAUCGAUGAGAAGUGGUUUUACCGUACCAAAACCAAUGAUAGGUAUUACCUGCUGCCGGAUGAAGGGGAACCAUAUCGUACAUGCAAAUCAAAGAGGUACAUUGAAAAGAUUAUAUUUAUGUGUGCCGUUGCCCCACCAAUAUUUGGCCUAGAUGGCAGAUGCAUAUUUGAUGGAAAGUUUGGGAUAUUUCCUUUCACAACCAUGGAGACAGCACAACGGAAUUCAAAAAACAGAAUGAAAGGUACCAUGGAAGUGAAGCCAAUCACAGCAGUUACUAAGGAAGUGAUGAAAUGUUGCCUUUUAAAAGAGAUGAUACCUAACUUUAAAGCUAAGUGGCCAGUGGGAGCAAACAAGCACAUAUAUAUCCAACAAGACAAUGCAAAACCCCACAUAAAACCCAAUGAUCCAGACUUUUUAGCGGUUGCAAAUACUGAUGGUUUUAAAUUCCAACUAGUAUGCCAGCCUGCUAAUUCACCGGAUACAAAUGUCAAUGACCUAGGGUUUUUCAGAGCAAUACAGACAUUGAAGGAUCAAAAACCAGCAGGGAAUGUGGAAGAGUUACUCAAGAAUGUUAAAGAUGCAUAUGAUGAAUACCCACUAGAGAAGCUAAACCAUGUGUUCAUUACUUUGCAAAGUUGUUACCAUGAAAUCAUCAAGGCAAGGGGAGGGAAUGACUACAAAAUUCCACACAUGAACAAAGAAAGACUCUCAAGAUUGGGGUUGUUACCAGAUUGCAUUCAAGUUGAAGAAACACUUGUAAGGGAAACACUACAGUUUCUGGAGUUGGAUGCAAGUGCAGAGGGAGAAAUUUACAACCUUGGAGCAGUCAUAGAAGGGCUGGAGCAGGUUGACAUCACUGAAUAG
This is a messenger RNA of Salvia miltiorrhiza (redroot sage), 882 nucleotides long. RefSeq lists its product as uncharacterized. Gene Ontology annotation, molecular function: nucleic acid binding. NCBI's taxonomy places the organism in Eukaryota, Viridiplantae, Streptophyta, Magnoliopsida, Lamiales, Lamiaceae. The record is from RefSeq and is a predicted model, not a curated record. The transcript is spliced from 2 exons. Bases 1 to 882 code for a protein of 293 amino acids.